Molecule: messenger RNA, 370 nt
Organism: Staurois parvus
Lineage: Eukaryota; Metazoa; Chordata; Amphibia; Anura; Ranidae
Source: the annotation of a GenBank genome assembly
AUGGGGCCCCCAGGCAAUAGGGGAUCAUGGGACCCCUGUGUCCUUGCCCAGACCCAAAAAAAGCCUAUAAAAAGGUACCAGGGGCAUCUUAUGGGGCCCACUACUGACCCCAGGCCCUCGAGCAGUGCCCAAGUGCUCAAAUGGUCAGUCCGCCCCUGGGUCAGUCACAUGACUUUAACAGAUCACUACCUAUCAGGGGCGGACUGACAACUCAUGGGGCCCCCGGGCAAUAGGGGAUCAUGGGGCCUCUGUAUCCUUGUGCAAACUCAAAAAAGCCUAUGAAAAAGGUACCAGAGGCAUCUCAUGGGGCCCCCUACUGACCCCGGGCCCCCGGCAGUGCCCGAGUUUCCAAAUGGUCAGUCCACCCCUG